Messenger RNA from Caenorhabditis bovis, 3927 nucleotides. The record is from the annotation of a GenBank genome assembly. Lineage: Eukaryota; Metazoa; Nematoda; Chromadorea; Rhabditida; Rhabditidae.
AUGGAUCGUGGGCGUUCCGGGCGGGACCCGCCGACGGAUGACGUCGAACUUGCCAGCAGCAACGCUGCCACUGUACACCAUGACUCGACAGGCUCAUCGAUCGAUUUCAAUCCAUUCAGCGCGGUUCUCGAUCGCCAUAAAAAUGACGACGACGACGCAUUGCCGGCAUUCGAUAUGAUGAAUUCGCCAAUUUUCAGCAAAUAUGGCGAUUUUCAUACGAUUGAUUGGCAACGCGAUUUGGCGAGAGAUCGAUUACGACAUAAGAUGAUCGCGAGAAAAAAAGUUGACUUCCCAUUGGGCCUUUUACAAUCGGGUUGGGACGCCGGAGCCGGCUGGAUAUGCGUUCUAUUCGUCGGUUUGGCGUCGGGAGCCACCGCCGGAAUCAUCGACAUCGGCGCGCGUUGGAUGAGCGAUUUGAAGACGGGCGUGUGCGCCGAUCGAUUCUGGCUCGACAAAGAGCAUUGCUGUUGGAGCUCGAACGACACGUUCUACAAAGACGACGAUUGUAAGGCGUGGACGAAAUGGCCGUGGAUGCUGAACUACUACAACAGCGCCAGUCUGCUGUUCGUCAUUCUCGAAUGGAUGUUCUACAUCGGUUGGGCUGUGGGCAUGGCGACGCUCGCCGUCCUCCUCGUCAAAGUGUUCGCGCCAUACGCUUGCGGUUCGGGAAUCCCCGAGAUCAAGUGCAUCCUUUCCGGCUUCGUCAUUCGCGGCUAUCUCGGCAAAUGGACGUUCAUCAUCAAAUCGGUCGGAUUGAUCCUUUCAUCCGCUUCAGGCCUCUCGUUGGGAAAAGAGGGACCGAUGGUCCAUUUGGCGUGCUGCAUCGGCAACAUUUUCUCGUACCUAUUCCCGAAAUAUGGAUUGAACGAGGCGAAAAAACGCGAGAUUCUGUCGGCGUCGGCGGCCGCCGGCGUUAGCGUCGCGUUCGGCGCGCCGAUCGGCGGCGUUCUGUUCAGUCUCGAAGAGGCCUCCUAUUAUUUUCCGCUCAAAACCAUGUGGAGAUCGUUUUUUUGCGCGCUCGUCGCCGGCAUCAUAUUGCGUUUCGUCAACCCAUUCGGAAGCAAUCAGACGUCGUUGUUCCACGUCGAUUACAUGAUGAAAUGGACGUUCAUUGAGCUGGUGCCGUUCGCGAUUCUCGGCCUGUUCGGCGGCAUUCUGGGAAGUAUGUUCAUUUUCGGCAACAUCAAAUGGUCGAAAUUCCGGAAGAACUCGAAAUCGCUUGGCGGCAAUCCGAUCUAUGAGGUCAUGAUCAUCACGUUCAUCACCGCCGCCAUCGCCUACUUCAAUCCGUUCACGAAAAAAAGCGCGGCGAGCAUGAUCCAACAGCUGUUUGAUCGUUGUGAGGAUCAUGUGGAAGACGACGAUCUCUGCGAUCAGAAUCGAAUCGGCGCCGCGUUCGGCCAACUCCUUUGGGCGUUGGUGUUCAAAUUCGUCAUCACCAUCUUCACGUUUGGCAUCAAGGUCCCUUGCGGUCUUUUUGUGCCUUCCAUCGCAAUGGGCGCGAUUUCGGGGCGAAUGCUCGGAAUUCUCGUUGGCGAGGUGUUCCAGAGGAUCCAGUCGCAAGCGGACCAUUCCGAUUAUUUCACGUGUCAGGUUGGCAAGGAUUGCGUCAUGCCGGGCUUGUACGCGAUGGUUGGCGCGGCGGCGGUGCUCGGUGGCGUCACGAGAAUGACGGUGUCGCUGGUGGUCAUCAUGUUCGAGCUCACCGGCAGUUUGGAGUUCAUUGUGCCGACGAUGGUGGCGACGAUGUUCUCGAAAUGGAUUGGCGAUGGAAUUAGUAAAAUGGGAAUCUAUGAAGCGCACAUUGAAUUGAAUGGCUAUCCAUUUUUGGAUAGCAAAGGCGAAUAUCCGUAUUCGACGGUGGCCUCCCAAGCGAUGAGGCCGUCGAUUAAUCGGCCGCCAUCGGAUGAUAUGGCAAUGAGCGAUUUGAGAGAGCUGAAGAAUGAAUUGAGCGUCAUCACUGAGCAUGGAAUGACACUCGGCGAUAUUGAGAGUUUGCUGAGACAGACGGAUUUCAACGGAUAUCCUGUGGUCGUUUCGCAGAACAGCAUGCAUUUGGUGGGCUUCGUCACGCGGAGGGACAUCUAUCUGGCGCUGCACACCGCCCGCAAGACGCAGCCGUAUGUGGUGACGAACUCGAUAGCUUACUUCACCGAUCAGAUACCCGAAGCUCAGCCGGGAGCGCCAGCGCCGCUACGAUUGCGCAAGAUUCUCGAUAUGGCGCCGAUGACAGUGACGGAUCAGACGCCGAUGGAGACGGUCAUCGACAUGUUCCGGAAGUUGGGACUUCGUCAGGUGCUGGUCACCAAAAAUGGAAAAGUUCUUGGAAUCAUCACCAAAAAGGAUAUUCUUCAGGAAAAAUUGAAAGAAAUGCAGAAUGAGGGAUCGGAGGCGAAAACGAAAAUUGAAGACGGCGGAAAAAAGGAGGAAUAUGCGAAAAAUGUGCUGUCAACGUACACUUGGUAUCACGGAACGAUGCUCAAAGAGAACGCCGAGCCCCUUUUAAAGUGGCACAACUCAUUUGUGGUGCGUCGAUCGGAAGAUGAGAGCGGCGUCAAGGUGUUCUGCAUUUCGCUCAACCUCAAACAGACGAUCAGCCACAUUGCGUUUCGCUUCGAGAACAACAAAUGGUCGUGCCCGCGUCUUUUGCAAUCGGCCGGUGCCAAAGUCGAGAAUCGCGAGUUCGACCAUCUCCAUGAGCUCAUCAAUUUCUGGUCGACGACCGAGAAGGGGUGUAUUCCGAUACCGCGUCCGAACGACAUCCUGCAACACCAUAUGAUCACAGUGGAGACGAAACUAGGAAGCGGCGCUUUCGGCGACGUCUGGAAGGGGGUCCUCAAAAAGUCGAAAGAUGGAGAGGGCAAGGAAUGCGCGGUGAAGAUGAUCAAAGGGGAUUUGAAGAGGAAGCAGAUGAAGGAGUUCUUCCAUGAAGCCUAUAUCAUGUCACUUUUCGAUCACGACAAUGUUAUACGGUAUUAUGGAACUGCUUGUUUGGCGGACCCGGUGAUGUGCGUAAUGGAGCUCGUCACAAAGGGAAACGUUCGGAGCUUUUGCCGACACACACCCGACGCGAGUGUCAAUCGAUUCACAGCGAUCGCCGCGGACAUUGUCAGCGGCAUGACGCACAUCGCGUCGAAAUCGGUGAUCCAUCGCGAUCUCGCCGCGAGGAAUUGCCUCAUCGGCGGCGACGACGUCGUGAAAAUCUCCGAUUUCGGCCUAUCAGUUCAGGCGACGGAGGUGAAGGUGGCGAAUCUGAAGCAGGCGCCGAUUCGAUGGCUCAGUCCCGAAACGCUCAACAAGGGCAUUUUCAGCGAGAAGACGGACGUGUGGUCGUUCGGCGUUGUGCUUUGGGAGAUAUUCUCGAGGUGCGCGACGAAGCCGCUGAGCGACAUGUCGAACAAGACGGUGAUGAAGACGGUCAAGGAUGGCGAGCUGCCGCACAAACCGCCGCCGCUGAUGCCCCAAUCGAUGGCGGAUAUUAUGACAGAGUGCUUCAAGAAAAAUGCUGAUGAGCGGCCAACUUUUGCGCAAUUGAAACCGAAACUAAAAAAGCUUGCCGAGCAGAAGGAUGACGGCGGGGAGAAGGGGAAGGAAGAGAAGGAAGCUGUCACGAAGAUGGCGAAGGCGAAGGAGAAGGACAAGAAUUCUGCGGAAAAGGAUAAAACGAUUUUAUUGGACUCGAAGGCGAAAUUUAGUCGAAUGGUUACGAAAACUAUAUUGCAACUUGGGCGGCGUAAUAGCAAAUCGGCCGAGGACGAUCCGAAGACGUUUGAGGCGAAAAGUGUGGAAAUGAAGAAGCCGGCGAAAAAAGCGGUUGGCGACGCGAAGGUGAAGAAUCCGAUAGCGACGGCGGUGAAGAAAAAUGUGGAGAAGCAGAAUGUGGCGAAACUUGAUAAAUCAAAUGAAGCGAAACGGAAAAAUAAAUAA